AUGCGCAUCAACGUCGAACCCAGAUUUCAGUUUCGAGUCAGAGAACAGCAGAACAGCUCGGCUCUUCACAGGCCACUGGAAUCUGGCCAUGAUCGGAGGCCCGGUCGGCCUUUGUUCUCAAGAAUGGUCAUGAUCCGAUGGCGCGACCACCAGCUGAUGCUCCGAUCACCCAGCUCGGCGCCAGCCGAACAGCCAGAACCGAAAGGAUGGGACCACUGCAAUUUCCCUCAUCCCCAUCCCUAUGAAGUGAUCGAUACAAGCUGCUUCUUUUCAUCCGAUGCUGGCUUAUGCACGUUUCUUUUGAAGACGAUUCGCGCGGCUACAAUCGUGCAUGGAAAAUUGCGGGAACACUUCGGGUCCAUAGAUCCGGAUUAG
Molecule: messenger RNA, 375 nt
Organism: Plenodomus lingam JN3
Lineage: Eukaryota; Fungi; Ascomycota; Dothideomycetes; Pleosporales; Leptosphaeriaceae
Source: RefSeq, a predicted model, not a curated record